Messenger RNA from Neomonachus schauinslandi (Hawaiian monk seal), 453 nucleotides. RefSeq names its product RING finger protein 11-like. Bases 1 to 453 code for a protein of 150 amino acids. The transcript has a single exon. The record is from RefSeq and is a predicted model, not a curated record. NCBI's taxonomy places the organism in Eukaryota, Metazoa, Chordata, Mammalia, Carnivora, Phocidae.
AUGGAGAACUGCCUCCAAUCCCCCACUUCGGAUGACAUCUCCCUGCUUCUGGAGUCUCAGUCCAACACGGCUAGUUUUGGUGAGGGGGCAGAGCAGGAUCAGGAGCCACCAUGGCCAUAUCAGGAACUAGUUCCAGUUCUGGUCUAUCAUUCAACACCGAGCCAGACUCCCCUAGCAACUCAGCUGACUGAAGAGCAACAAAUUAGGAUAGCUCAAAGGAUAGGCCUUAUACAACAUCUGCCUAAAGGAGUUUAUGACCCUGGAAGGGAUGGAUCAGAAAAAACGAUCCAGGAAGGUGUUAUCUGUGUGAUGGACUUUGUUCAUGGCGACCCGAUUCAAUUUCUGCCGUGCAUGCACAUGUAUCUCCUGGACUGUAUAGAUGACUGGUUGAUGAGAUCCCUCACGUGCCCCUCUUUCAUGGAGCCAGGUGAUGCUGCCCUGCUUUUGUCCUAG